This is a messenger RNA of Lineus longissimus, 2025 nucleotides long. Its product is annotated as hydroxyacylglutathione hydrolase, mitochondrial-like. Lineage: Eukaryota; Metazoa; Nemertea; Pilidiophora; Heteronemertea; Lineidae. The transcript has 6 exons. Gene Ontology annotation, molecular function: hydroxyacylglutathione hydrolase activity. The record is from RefSeq and is a predicted model, not a curated record. The coding region runs from base 118 to 885 and encodes 255 amino acids.
CUGUUGUUUAGAAUUUGCAAGAGUCUCAGUUUUGCUCCCGUUUAUUCUUCAGUUUCCUGCUGGUUUAAGACAGCUCAUCAAUUUCAUUCUAAGCCAACUGUAACCCAGCUACCAGACAUGAAGAUCCGGUUGCUCCCAGCUCUCCAAGACAACUACAUGUAUCUGCUGAUUGACGAGACGAGCAAGGAGUGUGCAGCGGUUGACCCGGUCGAGCCAGAGAAGAUUCAGGCGGCCGUCAAGGAGGAGGGUGUCAAGUUGACAACAGUCUUGACAACCCAUCAUCAUUGGGACCACGCCGGCGGGAAUGAGAACUUAGUCAAGUUGUUUACGGACUUGGAUGUUUGUGGGGGUGAUGAUCGAAUUGGCGCUCUCAACCAUAAAGUCAACCAUGGUGAUCAAUUGAAGGUGGGCAGCCUCGACAUUCAGUGUUUGUUCACGCCUUGCCACACGUCCGGUCACAUCUGCUAUUUCGUGAAGGGAGCAGGUGAGGAGCCUGCUGUAUUCACAGGAGAUACGUUAUUCCAGGCAGGCUGUGGACGAUUCUUUGAAGGUUCCCCCGAACAGAUGUACAAAGCUCUGAUGGAGACACUCAGUCAGCUGCCAAAGAAUACACAAGUGUUUUGUGGUCACGAAUACACCGUAAACAACCUCAAGUAUGCACUCCACGUCGAACCACAAAAUAAAGCGGUACAAGACAGGAUGGCUUGGGCAGUGGAGAAGAGAGCCAAGAAUGAGCCAACUAUUCCUUCCACGAUUGCUGAGGAAAUGUCUUUUAAUCCGUUUAUGAGAGUUUGUGAAGAGUCAGUGCAACAACACACCAAGCAAUCACAGCCGAUCAGUGUCAUGGGUGCAUUGAGAAAAGAGAAGGACAGCUUCAAGGCAUGAAACAUAAAAUCAGAGACUUUUCUCUCACAAUGUGUCAGUGCUACCGGAAAAGACAGUCAUGAUAUUUAUUUCCUGGGUGAAUAUUGCUCAGUUUUCAGCAUGAACCAAAUACUAGUACUAUACAGGGUGUUUAAAAAAAAGUAAACCAAGAUUAAUUUGUUCAUUUCUUGGACCAGGUGUUCAGUCAUUGAAUAAAACUUUUGCUAAGGACACACUGGUCUUUCUUCUUGUCGGAGUUACGCUGCGGUAAAUCUGGUGCAGCAUCAGUUCUGACAUGGUUGAUUGAACUGCUUUGUGCUCAGUCAUCUGUGACAGUAAAUUGGAUUUCUUGGUGUCACAAGAAAGAGGACAUCAUAAGGUAAUAUUAAAUGGUGGUUGUCCAUUUUCAAAAUUUUUAGCCAUGUCCAAGAAAUUAACAAAUUAAUCUUGGUUUCUUUUUUUUGAAACACACUGUACAUAAGCAGUUGGGGGCAGUUCAUCCCUCUCCUUGACACUCCGUUUUUGGCAUGAAACAAUACAAAGUUGAAUGCUCUCUUUAAAAACCCUUGAGACUGGACAUGAAAACGGUAAACCAUGAAAUGUUUGCAAGCAUUUAUUUUGGAGAUUUUCACAAAUGCACUAUCAAACCCUGUCUACUUGAAUACAUUACCCAUUGAAUUAUGGUAGCAAGCACAAUCUUCAGUCUAAAGGCAGCUUGCGAAAGUAAAUUGCGGCCAUUUUGAAAAUGCGUUUUCACAGGCAGUGUAAGUUGACCAUGACAUAAAAGUCAUGUUUUAAAUCAAAUCGUCACCAAAAGCAUUCAAAUAUCAUGAACAUUGGAAGACAUGGACAGCUUCAAGUAAAUUGUUUGAAUAAGCUUGUAUAUUUGUACUUUUAUUCCAUGGUAAACAUACGUUGCCUGUGAAAAGGGUCUUUUCAUAAUGGCCGAACUUUAUUUACGCAGGUUGUCUAUUGCUGAUUGCUUUGCCAGCAAUUCCAGGUUUACAGUAUCACGUAAUAGUGAGGUGUCCUUGACUCGCUUUAACUGUGUUUUGUGAGAAACCAGGCAGGCCAAAACCUCUCUAUUAAGGACACCUUCUGGACUGACGAGUGCUGUCCUUGGAGAGGUGUCAUGAUAAGAGAGGUCGAACUGAAUUGAAA